AAACAUCCAUAACGACAUGGGCUUAGCAUAGGAUCUGGGAAUAAAUGGCGAAUUGGGGGAACUAACACCCAAUCUUUUGACUACUUAACUUGACAGCCAAAUUGGAUUUUCCUUUGCUAAACUAAUUUCCCUCUUUUCACUACAUUUCUCUCAUUGUGUCCCUCCUCUCACCCGUUACAUUGAAUUUUUUUUGGCAACGGACCCGUUGCAUUAAUUGUGACUUGAAUUAUCUCUUUUCUCUCCACAGGAUUUUUUUUUUUAUGGGUUGAAGAGCAACUAACUUAAGGAAGCAAAGUUGAGAGCUUUUAAUGGCGACUUGUCUCAUCAACUAUCUGUCUUUCUUACUCCUUGCACUCUUUCUUAGCAGUAGCUUCAUAGAAUUUGGGUCUAUUGCUAAACUGAUUCCUCAACAUGAAGUGAAAACUCUUGAAAUAAUCUCUCAAAAAUUGAAGAAUCCAUACUGGAAUGUCAGCCAAACAUCUUGCACUGAUGGGGGUCAGAGCUUCAGUAAAACCUUUGCUAGCAAGGAAGUUAGCAACGUCACCUGUGAUUGUUCAUAUAAUAGCAGCACUGUUUGCCAUGUCACAGUUAUUCAAUUGAAGGGUCUCAAUCUUACUGGCUAUAUACCUGAAGAAUUUGGAAACCUGGUUCACCUGCAAGAAAUUGAUCUCACAAGAAACUAUAUUAGUGGAACAAUCCCAAAAAGUCUAUCAAAGAUUCGGCUUGUGACUUUGGCAGUUUCAGAAACCCGGAUCACUGGUCAAAUUCCAGAAGAAAUUGGACAGAUUGCCACCCUUCAAACGUUGAGCUUGGAAGAUAACCAACUUGGAGGACCUUUGCCCAAAAGCCUUGGGAAUCUGAGAAACUUGCGAACCUUAGUACUUGCUUCAAACUUCUUUAACGGAACAAUACCUGAAACUUUUGUCAAUCUAAAGAACAUUACUGAACUAAGGCUAAAUGGAAAUAUGUUAUCAGGAAAGAUACCUGAUUUUAUUGGGAAUAUAACCAGCCUGGUCACACUGGAUAUUCAAGGCACGUCUAUGGAGGGACCUAUUCCAUCUACCUUCUCUCUUUUGACGAACUUGCGUACUCUGGCAAUUUCAGAUCUCAAAACAGCAAGUACACCUUUCCCAAACCUGGCAAACUUGAUAAAUUUAAGGAGACUAGUACUUAGGAAAUGCUUGAUUACUGGUCACAUCCCUGAUCACAUCCGGAAUUUAGUAAACUUGACGCAUUUCAAAUGCCUCCCUUGCAGAGACCUGAGCUACAAUCAGAUAACUGGUCCAGUUCCGGAAUUAGAUCUUAGAUAUAUGUUCCUUACAAACAACUCAUUUUCUGGAACACUACCACAAUGGCUGUUGAACAGCAAGGAUAAUAUCGACCUGUCUUAUAAUAAUUUCACUGGCUCAGCCCCAUCUAGUUGCCAGCAGUCAAAUGUGAACCUGGUUGCUAGUUAUUCAUCUGCAAAAGGAAAUGCUACAAAUUGGUGCUUGUUGAAGGACCUUCCUUGCUCCACAAAGCCUCAAUAUCAUUCAUUAUUUAUCAAUUGUGGGGGAGGCAAGAUGAGCUUUGAGGGGAAUGAAUAUGAAGAGGAUACCGUAUCUGAUGGGCCAUCAAUUUUUUUCGCAUCUGGACAAAAGUGGGCUUACAGUAGUACAGGAACUUUUCAGUUCGACGGAGAUGCCAACUUCUUAGCAGGGACAUCUGAUCCUAAUGUGACUGGUAUUUACCAAACAGCUCGCUUGGCACCUUUGUCACUUAAGUAUUAUGGACUUUGCAUGAGACGAGGCAGUUACACAGUGAAGCUGCACUUUGCUGAGAUAAUGUUCACUGAUGAUCAGAACUUUAGCAGCAAUGGAAGGCGUAUCUUUGAUGUGGCAAUACAGGGGAAUGAAGUUCUAAAGGAUUUCAAUAUUGCGGAAAAAGCUGGAGGGGUUGGCAAGGGGAUCACAAUGGAGUUCAAAGAUGUCUAUGUUAAUGGGAGCACACUUGAAAUCUACUUGUACUGGGCUGGAAAAGGAACAACAGCUGUUCCAAAAAGAAGUGUAUACGGACCUCUUAUAUCUGGGAUUACAGUGACACCGAACUUCAAAGUUGGCUCAGGUUUAUCUGGUGGAGCCAUUACUGGAAUUGUGCUUGCUUCAUGCACCAUUCUUGUAUUAUUCCUGGGAAUUCUGAGGAUGACAGGUUACUUGUGCGGAAAAGACCAUGAAAAUGAUGAACUUCGGAGGUUGGAUAGAGGUUAUUUUACCUUGAGGCAAAUUAAAGCUGCUACAGAUGACUUUAGUCACAGAAAUAAAAUCGGGGAAGGAGGAUUUGGGCCAGUUUACAAGGGUGUACUACUUGACGGCAAGGUGAUUGCCGUCAAGCAGCUGUCUUCAAAAUCGAAGCAAGGGAACCGUGAAUUUGUAACUGAGAUAGGCAUGAUCUCUGCUCUCCAACACCCAAAUCUGGUAAAGCUUUAUGGCUAUUGCAUUGAAGGAAAAGAGCUACUACUCGUAUAUGAAUACAUGGAAAACAACUGCCUGGCUCGAGCACUCUUUGGUAGGGAAGAUCAGAAGUUACACUUGGACUGGCGAACAAGAAAAAACAUAUGCUCAGGAAUUGCUAGGGGAUUAGCAUAUCUUCACGAGGAGUCAAGGCUGAAGAUUGUCCAUAGGGACAUUAAGGCAACUAAUAUAUUACUUGAUAGGGACUUGAGCGCUAAAAUAUCAGACUUUGGUCUUGCAAAGCUUGAUGAAGAAGAAAACACUCAUAUAAGUACCAGAGUUGCUGGAACCAUUGGAUAUAUGGCUCCAGAAUAUGCAAUGAGGGGUUACCUCACAGAUAAGGCAGAUGUCUACAGCUUUGGAGUCGUCGUACUUGAAAUUGUGAGCGGAACAAGCAAUACACGCUAUAUGCCAAGGGAAGAAUUCAUUUUUCUUCUUGACUGGGCCUAUGUAUUACUAGAGCAAGGGAACCUUCUGGAACUUGUGGAUCCAACUCUUGGCUCAAGUUACUCUGAAGACGAGGUGUUAAGGCUGCUGAAUAUAGCUCUAAUGUGUACCAAUCCAUCUCCCACUCUCAGACCCAAGAUGUCUUCAGUUGUGAGUAUGAUAGAAGGCCAGCUUCCUGUUCAAGCUCGGAUACUCAAUCACAGUGAUACUAGCAAUAGCAUUCAGAGUAAUUGAGCUCGAAGUGCAAUAUCGAUGGAUACAGAUACUCACAAUCAUACUGGAAUUGAUAUACUUUAAUUUCCAUGCACAGCUUUAAAAGAUAAGCUAGAUUCGAUUGAAGUAAAAAUCAUCCAAGUUGUUGAAAAGAAAAUCUCAUGGAAGUUCUUUAGGCAUUAUAUUUAAAGUGUAUAUAUAAGAUAUACAUUUUGACAAAAAAUAUGGAAAGGAAGAGUAUUGUAGUAAAUAUAGUUGGUAUAAUUAGCUAGUCAAUUUUACCAUUUUUUGGUUCAAUCUUGAUGCCUUCAUUCCUGUUGGGAUGCUCUGACAUGGGGAUCAAACUAUGCUCUGAUUUGAUGGUCAAUAUCAUGAACUCAUUGUUAUAAA
Molecule: messenger RNA, 3539 nt
Organism: Beta vulgaris subsp. vulgaris (sugar beet)
Lineage: Eukaryota; Viridiplantae; Streptophyta; Magnoliopsida; Caryophyllales; Amaranthaceae
Product: probable LRR receptor-like serine/threonine-protein kinase At1g53430
Exons: 24
Coding region: 309-3170 (953 amino acids)
Biological process (GO): protein phosphorylation
Molecular function (GO): protein kinase activity; protein binding; ATP binding
Source: RefSeq, a predicted model, not a curated record